AUGAUAUAAUAGAUUAAAGAAUAUUACGAUUUAGAAGAAUUUUUAAGCUCUUCUCUUUUAUCUUAUUAGGUUCUCUGUAUUAAUCUCAAUGAUAAUUAAAUUGGUGAUGAAGGUGCAUCAGGCUUAUGUUCUGGUUUAGCAAAAUGCAUUAAUCUCUCAAAUUUGACACUUAACCUUGAUGAUAAUUAAAUUGGUGAUGAAGGUGCAUCAGGCUUAUGUUCUGGUUUAGCAAAAUGCAUUAAUCUCUCAAAUUUGACACUUAACCUUGAUUGCAAUUAAAUUGGUGAUGAAGGUGCAUCAGGCUUAGGUUCUGGUUUAGUAAAUUGCAUUAGUCUCUCAAAUUUGACACUUAACCUUGGGUGCAAUUUAAUUGGUGCAAAGGGUGUAUUAGGCUUAGGUUCUGCUUUAGGAAAUUGCAUUAGUCUCUCAAAUUUGACACUUAACCUUUAGUAAAGUGAAAUUGGUGAUGAAGGUGCAUCUGGUUUAGGUUCUGGCUUAGCAAAUUGCAUUAAUCUCUCAAAUUUGACACUUCACCUUGGGUACAAUGAAAUUAGUGAUGAAGGUGCAUCAGGCUUAGGUUCUGGUUUAGCAAAUUGCAUUAAUCUCUUAAAUUUGACACUUAACCUUGAGAAGAAUGAAAUAGGUGAUGAAGGUGCAGCAGGCUUAGGUUCUGGCUUAGCAAAUUGCAUUAAUCUCUCAAAUUUGACACUUCAGCUUAGGCGCAAUCAUAUUCGUGAUAAAGGUGCAUCAGGCUUAGGUUCUGGUUUAGUAAAUUGCAUUAAUCUCUCAAAUUUGAAACUUGUGCUUGAGGGCAAUCGAAUUGGUGAUGAAGGUGCAUCAGGCUUAGGUUCUGGUUUAGCAAAUUGCAUUAAUCUCUCAAAUUUGACACUUAACCUUUAUCAUAAUUAAAUUGGUGAUAAAGGUGCAUCAGGCUUAGGUUCUGGUUUAGCAAAUUGCAUUAAUCUCUCAAAUUUGACACUUAACAUUUCGUAAAAAGAGUUUAUUUGUUUUGGAUUGUGA
Molecule: messenger RNA, 1020 nt
Organism: Tetrahymena thermophila SB210
Lineage: Eukaryota; Ciliophora; Oligohymenophorea; Hymenostomatida; Tetrahymenidae
Product: cyclic nucleotide-binding domain protein
Exons: 12
Biological process (GO): nucleocytoplasmic transport; activation of GTPase activity
Cellular component (GO): perinuclear region of cytoplasm; cytosol; nucleus
Molecular function (GO): small GTPase binding; GTPase activator activity
Source: RefSeq, a predicted model, not a curated record